CAGAAACAUUCCUGAAGACUCUGGACCUCCUCCACUUAGUAUAUAUAAACUGGGACAGUCUCACUGCUGAGACAGAAAGCAAGACAAGCAACACCAAGAAGACAACAGACACCUGAACAGUGUUUCAUCUCACAAGAAGAGGACUCAACACUAAACCCACUGAAGAUGCUGUGCUCUCAUGGAGUCCAGUCUGCACUCAGUCCAUUCAUGGACUUCUACUGGCCUGUACGCAGUCUGUGGCCAGAGAUCAAGCCUCUGUUCUACCAGCAGGAUCUCCUGCAGAGAAACCUACAGGAGCUGUGCAGCAGUCUGGAGCUGAUGGAUAAACUUCAACACAGGAUCCUGGAGGAGACAGAUCCUUUCCAAAGCAGCAUGGCUGUGCAGCCAGUUGCCGUCCAGCUGGAGAAAGAGGGAGACAAGUUUGCUCUGAUGCUGGACACUCGAGGCUUUUCCCCAGAGGAGCUGUCUGUCAGGCAGGUGGGCAGGAAGCUGAGAGUCAGUGGCAAGACAGAGAAGAAGCAGGAGGACGGGAAAGGCUCGUACUCUUACAGACUGCAGGAGUUCAGACAGGAGUUUGAUCUGCCUGAAGGACUGAACCAUCAAACCAUCACCUGCCACCUGUCUCCAGAUGGGAAGCUCCACAUCCAGGCAGCCAAAGCUCCGUGUGUUGAAGAGGCUGAGAGAGAGCUGACUAUCAAGAGGAGCUCAGAGGACAAAGCACAGCAGAGUGUGUGUUCACAGGCAGAAGACAGCAGGACAGAGACACACAGCAGCACACAGGACAAACCUGAAAACAUGGAUAUGAAAUGAUACCAAUGUAAAAUAAA
This is a messenger RNA of Haplochromis burtoni (Burton's mouthbrooder), 827 nucleotides long. Its product is annotated as heat shock protein 30-like. Lineage: Eukaryota; Metazoa; Chordata; Actinopteri; Cichliformes; Cichlidae. Gene Ontology annotation, molecular function: protein folding chaperone. Gene Ontology annotation, biological process: protein refolding; response to heat. The record is from RefSeq and is a predicted model, not a curated record. Bases 166 to 810 code for a protein of 214 amino acids. The transcript has a single exon.